This is a messenger RNA of Lathyrus oleraceus (garden pea), 1440 nucleotides long. Its product is annotated as eukaryotic translation initiation factor 4 gamma-like. The record is from RefSeq and is a predicted model, not a curated record. Bases 1 to 1440 code for a protein of 479 amino acids. NCBI's taxonomy places the organism in Eukaryota, Viridiplantae, Streptophyta, Magnoliopsida, Fabales, Fabaceae. The transcript has 3 exons.
AUGGAGGAUGUCACGGUUGACAUUGGGAGACCUCUGAAUGCUCGGAAUCUGAAGAGUAUGGGGGUAAUUGAGCAGGUCAGAAUCAAACCUACUCAAGACACUUCUUGGGAAGCACUCAAGGAUCAGAGGAAGAAUCCCAACGGACUCUAUCUCUUCUCCAAGAUUGACCCUCCAGAAGUGGUGGCUCACUACUUGCAGGAUCUGGCAAAUCAAGGGGUGGACAUUUCUGAGUUCUCGGUGGACUGGCUACCAGAGCAUCCACCAAAUUUAAUGAAGAGACAACGGGAGCCGUCUGGCAAGUCCAAGAAGGCGAAGAAGGCAAAGCUGAGAGAAACUUCUGGGUCAAGAGCUCUAGUCCCUCUGGCUGACUCCCCAAUCACUUCUCCACCCCCUGAACAACAAAAUCCACCUCCAUCUGACCAACCACAAACACCACCACCUGCACGACAAUCUAAUCCACCUCCUGAACAACCAAUACCCUCACCAUCUGAACCUCAACCUAAUCCACCUCCUCAACAACCAAUACCCUCCUCAUCUGAACCUCAACCAAAUCCACAACCUGAACAAACAACAUCAUCUCCCUCUGUUAUUCCCUCACCACCAACCUCUGUUGCCACCAUCAUUCCCAUUCAAAAUCCAGAUGACACCAAUCAAACCCCUCCAUCCUCCCCCGCCUUUGACUCUGAACCAGAAACUGCCUUCCCCAUCUUAGAAGAAGCAAUAAUUGUUUUUGCAGAGUCUUCAGUGGAGAAGAUCAAGUGUCUGUCUAUCAACUCUGGAAUCAAUGAUGAUCCCUUUACAGUAAGGAUCCACUGGAACAGAGUGAUCAGAUGGAUAACCUCUGAAUCCUUCAAACUGAAAGGCCUCUUUGAACAAGUCCACAACGACUUCAUCAGAGAUGCUGAUAUAAGGCUCCAAGCUCGCUUGGCCAGAGAGGAUGAAGAAAAGGUCAGGAAGGAAGCAGAAGAGAAAGCUCGCCUGGAAGAAGAGCAGAGGACCAGAGAAGAUGAAGAAAAGGUUGUUGGUGAAGUUGUUGCUGUUGCGGCUGCUGCUGAGGCUGAGGCACAAGCUAAAGCCGAAGCUGAAGAAGUGGCACGCGUUGUUGUAGAGGAAGCUGCCAAGGCCAGUGCUGAUGCUUUGACUCAGGGGGAGAAAUCUAACUCUGAGAGACAUGAUUCAAGAUCAGAACGAGAUAGGUUAGAAAAUACCUCCUCAAUAUCGGAGUCGGAUUCUGAUUCUGAUAAUACCUUGUCUUCUAGUUUGUCAGAACCUUAUGGAUUAUCUAUAGUUGUCAUCAAUGCAACGUUGGGUUUUUCUUCGUCAGAAUCUUCUUCUUCGGAUUCUGAGUCAUCCGGUGUAGCCAUCAGCCCCUUCUCGCCUUUAGAAAAAUUCUUCUUAGGCCUUCUAUCCUUUUUCAACUUAGGACAAUCAUUUUUGUAG